Messenger RNA from Meriones unguiculatus (Mongolian gerbil), 13451 nucleotides. It is a transcript of the gene Kif26b, whose product is annotated as kinesin family member 26B. The transcript is spliced from 15 exons. NCBI's taxonomy places the organism in Eukaryota, Metazoa, Chordata, Mammalia, Rodentia, Muridae. Gene Ontology annotation, biological process: microtubule-based movement. Gene Ontology annotation, molecular function: microtubule binding; microtubule motor activity; ATP binding. The record is from RefSeq and is a predicted model, not a curated record. Bases 457 to 6834 code for a protein of 2125 amino acids.
UUGGCUCGGCGACACGCCGAGGCUCCUCCCCGAGUCUGGAGCCUUAUAUUUUGGGGAGAAUUUCUUUGAACUCAGUUAGAGAGCUCGGGGAAGGAGGCGAGUUCCCACCGCCGGCUCGGCUGGGCGAGGGCUCGCCCACCUUCCCGGCAGCCGCCCCGCGCCCUCGGCGGCCCCGCCGGAGGAGACCGCGCCGCUCCGGCAGCAGGGGGAUGCCAGCGGUCUGGAUGUGACCGCGAAGGCAGGACGCGCGGCUGCAGGCGGCAGAGACAUGAAGGAACCCAUUAUCUGAGAGCCACCCGCCGCCCCGGCCCUCCCUGCCCGUUGGCGCUGUCACUUCGGGGGUCCGUUUGCUUUUAUUCUUCCCCCCCUCCUUCCCGCCCCCCCUCCAGAGACCUUGACUUGAGGACCGACCCCCGCCACCGGCGGGGACGCCUUCGGGGUCGGCAGGCCCUGUGGAUGCAGCCUGGCGGGAGCGUUUGGACCCUGUCCUCCGGAGGAGCCACCAUGAAUUCGGUGGCUGGGAAUAAAGAGAGGCUUGCGGUCUCCAGCCGGGGCAAGAGAUACGGGGUCGGCGAAGCGUGCUCGCCCACCAAGCCCGCCGCGCCCUUCUCUCCCGAGAGCUGGUACCGCAAGGCGUACGAGGAGUCGCGCGCGGGGAACCGGCCCACUCCCGAGGGCGCGGGCUCCGCGCUCGGCUCGUCCGGGACCCCGUCCCCGGGCUCGGGCACCUCGUCCCCGAGCUCCUUCACCGGCUCCCCGGGCCCCGCGUCCCCGGGCAUCGGUACCAGCUCGCCGGGCUCCCUGGGCGGCUCGCCGGGCUUCGGCACCGGCUCCCCCGGCUCGGGCAGCGGCGGCGGCUCCUCCCCCGGCUCGGACCGCGGCGUCUGGUGCGAGAACUGCAACGCCCGCUUGGUGGAGCUCAAGAGGCAGGCUCUCAAGUUGCUGCUGCCGGGACCCCUCCCGGGCAAGGACCCCGCUUUCUCUUCCGUGAUUCACGACAAACUCCAGGUCCCUAACACCAUCAGGAAGUCCUGGAAUGACCGAGACAACCGCUGCGACAUUUGUGCCACCCACCUGAACCAGCUCAAGCAGGAAGCCAUCCAGAUGGUGCUGACCUUGGAGCAGGCGGCUGGCAGCGAGCACUAUGACGCCUCUCCGGGCUCACCGCCCCCAGUCUCCAGCAUCCCCGCACUGGUGGGGUCCCGGCACGUGGGUGGGCUCCAGCAGCCCCGGGAGUGGGCCUUUGUGCCUGCUCCCUAUGCCACCUCCACCUACACGGGCCUUGUCAACAAACACAGCGGCAAACCCAACAGCCUCGGGGUCAGCAACGGUGCAGAAAAGAAGAGUGGGUCCCCAACCCACCAGGCCAAGGUCAGCCUCCAGAUGGCCACCAGUCCGAGCAAUGGCAACACCCUCAACUCAGUGGCCAUUCAGGCUCACCAAUAUCUGGAUGGCACUUGGUCCCUUUCGAGAACUAAUGGGGUUACCCUGUACCCCUAUCAGAUCUCCCAGCUGAUGACAGAGACUGGCCGGGAGGGACUGACGGAGUCAGCGCUGAACCGCUACAAUGCCGACAAGCCUGCAGCCAGCAGUGUCCCGGCCCCACAGGGCUCCUGUGUGGCCACUGAGGCCUCCACAGGUACCUCCGUGGCUGCUUCCUUCUUCGCACGAGCUGCCCAGAAGUUAAAUCUGUCAUCUAAGAAGAAGAAACACCGGCCUUCCACCCCCUCUGUUGCAGAGGCUCCGCUCUUUGCUACCAGCUUCAGCGGGAUCCUGCAGACCUCGCCGCCCCCGGCCCCACCCUGUCUCCUGAGGGCUGUCAAUAAGGUGAAGGACACUCCUGGCAUGGGCAAGGUGAAAGUCAUGCUGCGUAUCUGUUCCACGUCAGCUCGAGACACCUCAGAAUCCAGCUCUUUCCUGAAGGUGGAUCCCCGGAAGAAGCAGAUCACCCUCUACGACCCCCUGACUUGCGGAGGUCAAAACACCUUCCAGAAAAGAAGCAGCCAGGUUCCCCCGAAGAUGUUCGCCUUUGAUGCGGUUUUCCCUCAGGAUGCCUCUCAGGCUGAAGUGUGUGCUGGAACUGUGGCCGAGGUGAUCCAGUCUGUGGUGAACGGGGCAGAUGGCUGUGUGUUCUGUUUCGGCCAUGCCAAGCUGGGGAAAUCCUACACCAUGGUCGGAAAGGAUGACUCUAUGCAGAACCUGGGCAUUAUCCCGUGUGCCAUUUCUUGGCUGUUCAAGCUCAUCAAUGAGCGCAAGGAGAAGACCGGGGCCCGCUUCUCCGUCCGGAUCUCGGCUGUUGAGGUGUGGGGGAAGGAGGAGAACCUUCGAGACCUGCUGUCUGAGGUGGCCACGGGCAGCCUACAGGAUGGACAGUCCCCAGGCGUGUACCUCUGUGAGGACCCCAUCUGUGGCACACAGCUGCAGAACCAGAGCGAGCUGCGGGCCCCCACCGCGGAGAAAGCUGCCUUCUUCCUGGAUGCUGCCAUCGCCUCGAGGCGAAGCAACCAACAGGACUGCGAUGAGGACGAUCACCGGAACUCUCACAUGCUCUUCACCCUGCACAUCUACCAGUACCGGAUGGAGAAGAGCGGGAAGGGAGGAAUGUCUGGGGGUCGCAGCCGCCUACAUCUCAUCGAUCUUGGCAGUUGUGUGAAAGCUCUCAGCAAAAACCGAGAAGGAGGCUCGGGGCUGUGCCUCUCACUGUCCGCUCUGGGCAACGUCAUCCUGGCCCUGGUCAACGGGAGCAAGCACAUCCCAUACAAGGAGAGCAAGCUCACCAUGCUCCUGAGAGAGUCUCUGGGGAAUGUGAACUGUCGCACCACCAUGAUCGCGCACAUCUCGGCCGCAGCUGGCAGCUACGCGGAGACCCUGUCCACCAUCCAGAUCGCAUCAAGAGUCUUGAGGAUGAAGAAGAAGAAGACUAAGUAUACGUCAAGCUCCUCGGGGGGAGAAAGCUCCUGUGAGGAGGGCAGGAUGCGCAGGCCCACCCAGCUGAGACCCUUCCACGCCCGGGCUCCAGUGCAUCCCGACUUCCCCCUCGCCCCGCUGUCCAGCGAUCCCGACUACUCCUCCAGCAGCGAGCAGUCCUGUGACACUGUCAUCUACAUCGGGCCCAACGGCACGGCCUUGUCUGACAAGGAACUCACUGACAACGAGGGCCCCCCAGACUUUGUGCCCAUCGUGCCGGCCCUGCAGAAGACCAGGGGUGACAGCCGGCCAACGGAGGCAGCAGAGGCCGCGGCCGGCAAGCCAGAAAGGGACUGCCUGAAGUGCAACACGUUUGCCGAGCUGCAGGAGCGGCUGGACUGCAUAGACGGCAGCGAGGAGCCCAACAAGUUUCCCUUCGAGGAGCUGCCCGUCCAGUUUGGGGCGGAGCAGGCUGGUCGACGUCCCUCCUCAAGCCAAGCGGCAGGGCCGGAGGCAUUCUCUGAGUCGGACAGAGAAGACAAUGGGUCGGACAGUGGCCAGUUGAUCGAGAGGGAAGGCGCAGAGCUUCCGGCCUCCAAGGUGCCUCGGAAUCGGUCCCCUGCGCCCCCGGCGAUGCGCAGCAGCAGCCCUAGCCCGGCGUCGCCACGGAGCAUCCCUGGCAGCAGCAGCCAGCACAGUCCCUCCCAGCUCACGCAGAGCCCCAGCCUGCAGAGCAGCCGCGAGAGCCUGAACUCCUGCGGCUUCGUGGAGGGGAAGCCCAGACCCAUGGGCUCCCCGAGGCUAGGCAUUGCCAGCCUGUCCAAGACCUCAGAGUACAAACCCCCCAGCUCUCCCUCCCAGAGGUGCAAAGUUUACACCCAGAAGGGGGUCCUGCCCUCCUCAGCCCCACCACCUUCCAUCAGCAAGGACUCUGGCAUGAUCUCCAGCGAGUCCCUGCUUCAGCCUGAUGUGCGUACUCCCCCGGUCGGAAUGAGUCCCCAGGUUUUGAAGAAAUCCAUGUCUGCUGGGACGGAAGGGUUCCCCGGAAUCCCAGCAGAAGGGGAGCACCAGGAAGGCUCUCCUGCAGACGCCAAGAAGGAGAUUCUGAGCACCACCAUGGUGACCGUGCAGCAGCCGCUAGAGCUGAACGGGGAGGACGAGCUGGUGUUCACCCUGGUGGAGGAGCUGACCAUCAGCGGGGUGCUGGACAGCGGCCGCCCCACCAGCAUCAUCAGCUUCAACAGCGACUGCUCCGUGCAGGCCCUGGCCUCCGGCUCGCGGCCCGUCAGCAUCAUAAGCAGCAUCAGUGAGGACGCGGAGUGCUACUCCAGCGUGGCGCCCGUCUCCGAGGUGAGCAUCACACAGUUCCUGCCCCUCCCUAAGCUGGGCCUGGACGAAAAGGCCCGGGAGGCGGGCAGCCGGCGUUCCUCCAUUAGCUCCUGGCUGAGCGAGAUGAGCGCGGGCAGUGACGGCGAGCAGUCGUGCCACAGUUUCAUAGCGCAGACGUGCUUCGGGCACGGGGAGGCCAUGGCGGAACCCCCAGCCUCGGAGUUCGUCAGCAGCGUCCAGAACACGGCUGUGGUAUGCAGAGAGAAGCCUGAGGCGGGCCCCGACAACCUGCUCAUCUUAUCUGACAUGGGGGAAGAGUCUGUCCACAAAGCCACUCCCAUCAAAGGCUGCAAAAUCUCCACCCUGGGCAAGGCCAUGGUCACCAUCUCCAACACCGCCAGCCUGGGCAGCUGUGAAGGCUACAUCCCUAUGAAGACCAACAUCACUGUUUACCCCUGCAUUGCCAUGAGCCCCCGAAAUGUGCAGGAGCCCGAGUCCUCCACGGCCACCCCAAAGGCAGCUCCCAAAACAUCCCAGCCCCAAGAAAUCAAGGAAGCCAAUGCAAGGAGAGAGAUGAAGUUUGAGGACCCCUGGCUCAAACGAGAAGAGGAGGUGAAAAGGGAGAAUGCGUACUCCAGCGAGGAAGGGGUUAAGUGUGAGGCUGGCACAAGCCUCCUGACCCACGAAGGGAAGUCAGAGCAGGAGCAGGAUGGCAGGCCCAGCUCAGGCAACCGGCUAAGCAGCGCAGAGGCCGCCGCCUUUCAGGCGCCCGACAGCAUUCGGAGGGUGGUGGAUGGCUGUGAAAUGGCCCUGCCUGCCUCGGCCUCCCAAAGCCCGCUGCAUCCCAACAGGAAUCUAAAGUCAAGCAGCCUCCCAAGGGCGUUUCAGAAAGCCGACAGGCAUGAGGAGCUCGACAGCUUCUACCACUGCCUGGCGGACAGCAAUGGCUUCAGCGGGCCUCCGGGCACCCAGUCCUCCAAGACAACCCUGGAGAGGAAAGUGGCUUCACCCAAGCAUGGUGUUCUGGCUCGGCCCAAAGGGACACCGCCUCUGCCUCCUGUCCGCAAGUCUAGCUUGGACCAGAAGAACAGGGCCAGCCCUCAGCACAGUGGCAGUGGCGGCGGCACCAGCAGUCCCCUGAGCCAGCCCGUUACCUUCUCGGCUUGCUUCCCCGAUGAGGCCAGCAGCAAGACGAAGGAUGCCAGCAGCAGCAGCAAGCUCUUCAGCGCCAAGCUGGAGCAGCUGGCCAGCAGAACCAACUCUCUUGGCAGGACAACAGUCAGCCACUAUGAAUGCUUGUCGCUGGAGAGGGCCGAAAGCCUGUCGUCUGUGAGCUCCCGCAUGCAUGCCGGCAAAGAUAGUACCAUGCCCAGGGCUGGCAGGAGCCUGGGGCGCAGCACAGGGGCCUCGCCCCCCAGCUGUGUCCUCGCCCAGGCCGCAGGGGCCUCUCCCAAGGCCAGCCAGUCGAAGAUCUCGGCGGUGAGCAAGCUCCUGCUGGCCAGCCCCAAGUCCCGCAGCCUGUCCACCUCGACCACCAAAACCCUCAGCUUCUCCACCAAGUCCCUGCCGCAGUCCGUGGGCCAGAGCUCCAACCUGCCGCCCAGCGGGAAGCACCUGUCCUGGUCCACCCAGUCGCUCAGCAGGAACCGGGGCUCUGGGCUGGCUUCCAAGCUGCCCCUGCGAGCCGUCAACGGGCGCAUUUCGGAGCUGCUGCAGGGCAGCGCGGGCCCGAGGGGCGCGCAGCCGAGGCCGGAGGCGGAGGAGCGCGGUGGGGCUCCCGCGGAGGACAAGGCCGCGGCCGUCCACCUGCUGCCCUCGCCCUACAGCAAGAUCACCCCCCCUCGGAAGCCGCACCGCUGCAGCAGCGGCCACGGCAGCGACAACAGCAGCGUCCUGAGCGGGGAGCUGCCGCCCGCCAUGGGCAAGACCGCCCUGUUCUACCACAGCGGUGGCAGCAGUGGCUAUGAGAGCAUGAUGAGGGACAGCGAGGCCACCGGCAGCGCGUCCUCCGCCCAGGACUCCAUGAGUGAGAACAGCAGCUCCGUGGGAGGCAGGUGCAGGGGCCUCAAGGCCCAGAAGAAGCGCUCUAACUCAGGUUCCCAGAGACGGAGGCUCAUUCCAGCAUUGUCCCUUGACACCCCGUCACCUGUGAGAAAAACUGCCAGUAGCACAGGGGUCCGCUGGGUGGACGGCCCCCUGAGGAGCACCCAGAGGGGCCUUGGGGAACCAUUUGAGAUUAAAGUCUAUGAAAUUGAUGACGUGGAGCGCCUGCAGCGGCGACGAGGGGGCACCAACAAGGAGGUCAUGUGCUUCAACGCCAAGCUGAAGAUCCUAGAGCAUCGGCAACAGAGAAUCGCUGAGGUCCGAGCCAAGUACGAGUGGCUGAUGAAGGAGCUGGAGGCGACCAAGCAGUACCUGAUGCUGGACCCCAACAAAUGGCUUCGCGAAUUUGACUUGGAGCAGGUCCUGCAGCUGGAUUCCCUGGAGUACCUGGAGGCGCUGGAGGGCGUGACAGAGCGCCUGGAGAGCCGUGUCAACUUCUGCAAGGCCCAUCUCAUGAUGAUCACCUGCUUUGACGUCACCUCCAGGCGCCGAUAAGGACCGGUGGGCUCCGAGCCAUCAGUCCCUCGCUCCCCAGGACUUCAGCAGGACACCGCCCUCCCAGGCCCUCUGUGCUGGCAACGCUCAAGACACUAGGAUGAGGAUGAAGGUUGGUGGCAAGUCUGGAGUGAGCGUGGAGCGAAAGGCGAUGUUUCCUUUGUUUUCUGUAGGGAAGAAAGGUACAGACCCCAACGUGUGGAAGGAGGAGAUGAUGGGAAGCCCCGUAGGACUGAGAAAGCACUUUGAGGAACCUUGAAGAACUGUACAUAAGGACUGCUAGCAAAGAGACUCUUACCUUGUGGUUGUGAGGAAGGGGAGGGUGACGUGGGGUUGCCAUUGAAAGUGAAACACCAACAAGAUGACCCAGAAUGGUGGAUUAAGUGCCUUGCAAAUCUUUAUGAUUACCCAAACAUUUGUUUUCGUACUUUCUUGUGUCCAGAUGGUGCUAGUCAAGAAGAAAUCAACAAAACAGAAAACUCAACCCAGUUUUUUGAAAUGUAUUUACGGCUUGUUUUCUCUUGUUUCUGAUUUGCUGUUUGUUUCUAAGAAGUUAUGUCUGUAGUGAUGUCUCCAAAUUGGUAUUGCAACUGAAUAAAUGUUAACGGUCUUUCAUGGCUCUUCUGGUAAGGCCACUCAGAACGUGGAAACUGCAUUGGUAUGAGCCAGCGUGUCCCCCCAGAGAGGUUUGGAAGGGCAGGUGAUGGAAGAUGCCACCUUCCAUAAGCCGUACGUCAGCUGGGAGACCUAGGGUGGAGCACGGAAUGGGUGCACAUGAGUUUUAGCGGCAAAGAGAGGUGUCUUUAAGGGGAAGGAGGUUCUGUGUGACCUGGGCCCUUGUUCUUGUUUGUGUCAUGCAUUCAUGGCUCUCAAAACAAGCUCAUAUUUCUUUCUAGUCCAAAGACUCUGGAUGGGAAGUUUGAACAACUGCAGCCUAGUGCUGUUUUGUUUUGUUUGUUUGUUUUGUUUUCAUGUUUAGUGGUGUUACUGAUGCAGAUCGAGGCUGUCUGUGUUGAUAUUCCCUUGAGUUCACAUAGGUAUCCAUUUAGAAAAAGGAGUCUUGGGGUUGCCUAGCUUCCUGCCAAACAGGAGCCUGUCCAAUAGCAAGGGACCAGCUCUCCCCUGUCCUAAAGCCUCUGUGCUUGUCCCUGUCACCUUGGUAUCCUGAGGCAGGAGAGAGGAACCUCACCCCUAAGUUCCAGAACCCUGGAUACACAUGGCAGAGUUGAACGAAGGAGACCUGGAUCCUUUUAAACCCCCACACCUACCCCAUCCCUGUGCACGCCAAAAAACAAAAACUGAGGACUUCAUUCUCAAACUACUCCCCUCCCUUGAACCCUUGGACCAUAUUAGCUAUAUAGGGGGGAGGCAUGGAAUGGCCAGGCCCUGUCUACAGGCUGCUGGAACAGCUGAGCAUCCCACAGGACCAAGAAUUCUCCUCUGUCUCAGAGCCUCUGCAGCUUGCCUGUGCACACCUGUGCGAAGGGGGGUUGGAAAGAGGACUCAGCCUCCUCACCCUCCCCAUAGCACAUCUGGGCCAGCCCCAUUCACAAACUCCUUGACCCAAUAUGUUCCCCAAGGAGAAAAAAAUUUGUGUUUCUGGAUGAGCCCUCUCGCUGGACACAGGUCUUUCCCAGCACAGCAUGGUACGUGGUCAGCAGAACUCAGCAUACAGGGGCUGAAGUCAUGUGGGUGCCAUGGCACCUGAUCCUUUAUUUAGAAUUGGGCAUUGAUGAGACCACCAGCUUGACUGUGGUAGAGGUCAGCCCUGUGGGGCAAAGGCUAGCCCCAUGGGUCACAAGUCCUGCUCUGCACAUUCCUAAGCACUGACUCUUACGAAAAGGGUUCCCGAGCUGCUGGCUGAGUGGCCUAAGCUCUGGAAUAGCCCGUUUCCCCCUCUGUCCAUCCUAGAGCUUUAACAAGCAUGUCUCCUGGGGAAGCGGGCCCUUCCCAGAUCUUCUGCAGCUCCUCCGAGGUGCAUUCUGCAGGAGUUCUGGGCCCAGGGCCCACCUCAGCCUCACGACACAUGUGUGCAUGGGCCUGCUUAACAGCAAUGUUCUCGGAAGCUUCUGGGCCCAUAGGGAUGCCAACAUUUUGAACAUCUGUUUUGGUUGCUGGUUUAAAGUAUACUUAUAUGCUUUGUGUUUUCACAAAAGGCCUUGAUUUGGAAAAAAGAAAUCUUUUUUUUAAGUGAGCAUGCCUGGGUUUCUUUUCCCUGCUCAAGAGCGAAUUCAUUUGAUUAGUAAUCCAUGAGCCUGGCAUUGGUCCCUUAGCCCUGAGGUCAUCGGGCCCCAGUGAAUACUUUAGCAGGCCACCAACAGAGCCUAGUGCCUUUGCUGGAGACCAUGCUGACACAGCUGCAGAGAGCAGACCCUCAGUCAAGCAGGUUCUUCUGGGAGAGUGGCCUCAGUUGCCCACCCCACACUCAGAUCUGUUUGCAUACAUUCCAAACAACUAUGCUCCAGCGCCAAUGGCUUGGCCUUGUUACCAAGGUCACAUCACCAAGCCAGGGUAGCUCUUAGGAGGCCACAGCCACAUGGCAGGGCAUCCCACAGGACCCGACAGUCUGCGGGAGACAUGCGUGUGAGAUAGCUCGCAUCUUUUGUCCAUUUUAACAUCCUGCCCCCUCCAAAGUAAGCUGUAAACACUUUAGUGUCCUGUAUUGCAUUAUGUGAGCUGCUGAGCCUUGUGGAGGACUCCUGCAUCCCAGGAUGCACCUGUUCCCUGCCCUGCCUGUGAACUACCUGUGGGAGCACAACUCUUUAGGCACAAACAGGUAGUCCUAGCAUCUGAAGACAGUGCCGGUGUGAGGUGGCUCCAGGUUUGGCGUGGAGACAAACAAACAGAAACCACAACAACAACAAACCCGCAAGGGAGCAAAGGGAAUGCCCAAGAACUCACUUCUAAUUCAUUAUCCAGCCAUAGAAGGACCAAAAGCAUCUCUUUGAAAUUAAUAUUUACGUUUAUUUGCCUUACUUAAAUUCUGUUCAUUCCCCUACAACUCUAGCCCUGCUUCAAAGAAUUUAGUGUGAGGCAGAAGCAUUUCAGCAGACUAAAACUAAGAUUUGAGACAAAGGCAUCCUUUUCCCAGAAGAAAACCCUUAGUUCAUCUCACCCGGAGGUGGGGGACAGGUGUGGCUACUCCCAGGGAGCCUGAGUUUGCUCUGUCUUGACAUUUCAAUACCCACCUAAGAGUUGGAAGCUUUGAUCCUCUCCCUGAGCCCUUCUGGACACCUUAGGAAGCUGUCUCCCACUUAAAUCUCAGCAGCAUUGAAACCAGCACACCCCUCCUGUGGUUUCAUCUCCAGCUGCCAUUCUGAACAUGGGAGACAGAAGAUGAAAUUGCAGAGAUGGGUCCCCUAGUGACACAGCAGUGAUCCCCAAGCAGGCAAAGAGCUCCUGAGCUAGAGACUGGGGUAAGGAACACGAUCCAGUCCCAGAAAAAGGUCAAAGCGUGGGCCGCAGAAAUGCCCAUCAGGCAGGAACCUGGUCCCAUUUGUCAUGAAGCAGCCAUAGGCUUGGGGUCUAAUAUCCAGGAAGGACCGCUUAUUCUUCAAAAGGACCAGGUUGUACUUGCUGUAAGGCCUUCCGUUCAAGCUUUGAGCCAUGUGGGUGUGGCUCUCGCAUCCUGGGGGAACAGCUGCCUUCUCCAGCCUUCAGAGUCUCACGCUCCUCAUUAAUUUGGGUUCCUACAUAAGCCUUCCUCACCAGCUUUCAAACCUGCUGUCUGCCCCUGACUUCCCAUUAGAGAAGGUGCAGUUGGCAAGAGCCCACGAUUUGCUCAGUGCAAACAAGGCCUUUGCUAAUGUGCUGAUCUGAGCUUGAAGUGAAUGUUUUUUGGGUUUCCUUACUCCACCAAGAUUUCUAGUCUGUGAAAGAAAUUACUAAAAAUGAGUUCCUUCCAAAAUUGAAAACAGAUUUCCUGAAUGUUGUUCUUUCCUUGGGACAUAUGCAAAAACAUUUCCUCCCUUUUAGGGUAGUUUAUCUUUCAAACCCAAAGGCAGGGCCCAUUAGAAACAGGUUGAAGACCCCGCAUUCUGGGAGCUGACUCAGCCAUCCACCAUCACUGUCCCGGAGUCUCCCUGCCACAGCCCAGCAGCAUGGCCCAGUUUCCACUCUGCAAGGGGUGUGCUCAGUGCUAACACAUGUGGAAGAGGUCCACACAGCCCGCUCUUCGCUCUUCUCCGAGCCAAGUCAAACAGCUGAGGGCAAGUUUCACAGGCAUGGUCGGUGAAUGGUUCUAAUUUUUUUUUCAAGUGAUAGAAACACUGUGUUCUUUGACAUAUAGAGCGCUGCUCCCCUGGACAUUAUCUGUAACCGAGUUUUGGCAUUGCAAAGGUGUUUGUAACAGUGCAUAAGUUGUAUCCUGUAGCCAUCUUCCUGGGUGUCAUCCAGAAUACAUUUAUAAAUGACAAACUGCAUUAUAUCCAUCAGAGUGAAAACAGGAAUCUAACCCAGGAAAUUCUCUUAAAUCCAAUAGGGUCUCUCCAAAAAUAAAAAAGGGGGGGAGGGGUUUGAAAAUUCCUAAGAGUUCAUUUAUCUGUCCCUAAACAAACGCAUUCUACUUCGGGGUGGCCCUAUGCAGUGCCUGGGGCGAUGUCACAAUAUUGGACACACAAUAUUGGACUCAGCAGUUCCUGGAGUCACGCAUGUAAAAGUGAGUGUUCCAGUCCCAGGGUCAUGCAUCUGUUCUGCACACUUAGAAUGACCUUCCCCAAAGGAGUCUCCCCUCUCCAGCCCCCACACUGCCAGCCUCCUACACCGCCAGGCUUGAUUUACGGAGACGUCGUCACUGAUUUGUAACUUCAGAAUGUUGUCCCGUAGCAUCACCUGUGUUUGUGGAUCCGGUUCUGCAUCGGGGACAGGAACACGCUCCACGUGGUCUUAGUUGAAGUGUGUGCUUGCUCCGUCUGUGUUGGUCUUUUUCCUCUGUUUUCUCCUUACUCCAGCAAAGUCUAUUAGCAGAGACAUGGGCCAGGGAAGGGAGGUGGGAUAUGAGAUAUGGGCAGGGGCGGGGUCCAAUCCUCACAGUGCAGAGUGAUGCUCUGCCUCUCAUCUAUCCCUCUAGUAGGCAGCCAAAAGGACUGAGACAGAGUUCUUCCCCUCAAGUUGUCAUGGGGAUGAACUUGGAAAUCAGGGUCUGUGGGCCUCAGUUCCAGAGGACCCAGCCUCCUCCAGCUGGGUUUCCACACAGCCCCCGAGGAAAGUGCCGACAGUAUUAAGUUCUACUCAUCCCCAAGGCCCCCAGGAGGUCCUCUCUGUGGAUAGUUGUUGUAGUUACCUGUUCUGAAGAAACCAAAGCACUUUAGUGAGUCUUACAGCCCUGAAUACUUACAGCAUGUGUCUGCCUGAGAGGCAGAGAAGGGCUUGGGCCAGCAGCUAGAGCAGCUAGGAGGAAAAGCCUGGAGGUAGAAGGCAGGGGCUACAGUUGCCGCCAUCGCUAGCCACCAACCUUGGGCGGGUCGAUACGUUUGGCUGGGCCCCCUGCAGAUGGUUGGGGGGAGGUCACAGAAGCUGCCCCCCCCCCCGGAUAGGACAAAAAGAAGGGAAAGGUGUAACUGGCGGGACAUAUGUUGAAGAAAUUAGUUCUCUCCGGAGUAGGGGAGAAUCGCAGAUAGAUGAAGAAAUUGACACCGGUAGUCACUGACUGUCCAGGUUCACGUGUCUCACUGCAGAGCCGGGACACGAGCCCAGCCACCCGGACUGUCCGUUAGACCACCUUGUACCCAGAGCAUGCACGUGGACACACGCUGCUCCUCUGUGCCAGUGUGUGUACAUGUGUGGGUGUGCCUGUACAGGGCUGCGCAGCACCGGGGAAGAACAUAGGACGGAAACCCCGAGUCCUAAUUCUGUUUUCAACAUAGACCUGUCUGUGGCCUGGGACACACAACCAACUCUUCCGGAACUCGGAUAUCCUAAGCUGUAAAAUGAGGACAUUGUGGUACAUGGUCUUUGUGGUUCUUCCAGCCUUGGCUAUGAGUCCACAGUGAGUGAUGUAUGUAUGUAUAUAUCCAGACGCUUAUCUGUAGAAACGGGCCCAUCGGGAAAUGGGAGACAGGACCUGCCCAAGCGCAUCGAUUGUGUCAGAAUUGGCAACUUCACAAGUGCAUACGUCUUUGUUUUGAGAGUCCGUGGUGGCAUUUACUGUCAUUGUUUCAAAUUCACUGUCUGCCUGGCUAGAGGACUGGUGCUGUUUUAAAAACUAAGUUCGUAACUCACAAGUGUUUGCCUUUUUUUUUUUAAACACAAGUCACUUGUUCAAUAGUCAAACUUUGAACUCUUCUGCCGUGGGCAGGUCCCCAACAGCCUGUGUCGCAGGCUGGGUUUUGUGUAUGGGCUUUUACAUAACUAUAUAAAAGUUAGCUGUUGGCUUGAUCAUGGUAAAUAUGAACAGAUUGCCUGGAGAGCAGUCCAGAAAAGAAUUGAAUUCUAUAGUUCUCAUCAACUGGUGACAUGAAACCAUUAAGCUGUGUGCGAUUUCCUGGUGUGAAGAUGUUGUUCGCUGGCUACAGUCUCUGACUUUGUGGCAUAUGAGGUAUAAAAUGUUGUAAAGAAAAAAAAAUCUGGUGUUUAAAAGAAUCAAACUAUGGUGGCAUUAAAUGUUCACUUUUAUUCUA